This is a messenger RNA of Prorocentrum cordatum, 1916 nucleotides long. NCBI's taxonomy places the organism in Eukaryota, Dinophyceae, Prorocentrales, Prorocentraceae. The record is from the annotation of a GenBank genome assembly.
GCUGGCAGGCUCGAGCAGUUCUUGGACAAGACCGACGCUGCGAUCCAUUUGAUGGAGGAGCUCGCAGCGAACCCAGGAGGCAGCGAGGCUUUGUGGGAGGCCUGCCAGAAGCUGCACGCCCUGAAGGUUGAAUGUCCAGGUCACGUGUGCACGAAGCUUGCGCACGCGUGUGCGUGCCAGCAGAUGGCCAUCGCCCUCGCCCAGGCCGACGACGUCGGCGUUGAGGCAGCCGACAUCGCCCGCGUGACCUUGGUGGUGAGCCCCUUUCGGAGCAAGGGCGACCAGGUCGUCGGCGGAGAGCAGUCCAUGAUUGAGACCGUCCAGGAGGAUUCCGACAUCCAGAUCGUGCAUGAGGAGCCAGAGUUUAGCAUUCUUGCUCCGAAGGUUGCCGGGCUCCGCCUGUUUCUGAACGAGCGGAUCGAUGCAUCGUCCAAGGUAGUCGUCCACGAGUUGAUCCCGAUGCCUGCUCAACGUGGGGAGCGCACAGUAGACGUCACGGUUGCCCUUCUGACAUCAAUGGGGUCAAUCUUCGAGGCUGCCCUGGAGGAGAUGGGUCCGGUCCCUGAGAACACGCACGCCUUCUUGGAUGCGAUCCGUUCCGUCAUUGCAGUCGUGGCGAACGCUCCUAGCCCCCGCCAUUUCAGUGCGCUCCAGUCGGCGAUGCAGCAGUUCCAGGACAAGAAAGAGGCGAUCCAGGCCCAUGCCAUGCUCGCCCUUUACCACGGUGACUUCUUCAAGACCAGGUCGUUGCACGUUUUCAACCAUAUUCCCGACAUGCUGCCUUCAGUUGAAACCAUGGACGCUUCGCUCAAGGCCAUUGAAAGGAUCGACAGGUUCGGAUCAGAUGGUGCUACCAAGCAGUGGGAGAUCAAGCUCGUCCAGUUGUUGCAGCGUGCGCGGGAGUCCGUGGGUGAGGCCGAUGGCGACACUGUGACGAAGUCCCAGGUGGAGCACCUUAGUAUGUGCGCGGGGGCUGCGAAGGAGGUGUGGCCGAAGGAGAGCAUCCUCGACGACAUAUCGACAUGGUGUGCCUCUACUGUUGCGACCGUGGCCGCAGCUGAGCUUGACAGCGCCGUCUCUGAGAGCCUCGCGGGUUGCUUCGACCCAGAGUUUGAUUGCCAGAAGUUCAUUGGCUGCCUCAAGAUGGAGAAGCACCAAGGCAUCCCGAAGUUUACCGCGGACUCCAGCGUCGGCAAGAUGAUUCAGAACGCGGUCACCGCAGUGGUCAGCCUUUACGCGGGCAGCGGAGUCGCGAACACGAUGGCCCACGAGGCAUGGGCAGCCUGCGUCAAGCUGCAGUCCGACAUCGGCCACGCCAUCGCUCUCCACAGUGAGUGCGAGAACACCGACACCCAGCCACAUGAUGGGUUCACGACCUUGCUGAGCCGCUUGCUCGGAGAGAUGGUGGAGUACGACAAGCACUCGUGCAAGCUUCCCGAGUCCAUGCGCGCGGCCAGGAUGAGCGAAGAGUUCGCUCAGCACAAGCGCUUCGCGGCCGACCAGAAGAACACGUUCGUUUCCUCCGCCUUCGCCGUGCUUGACGCAGCGAUCCAGGAGAACACCAGCCGCCAGUUUGGCGGCGAGGACGGGGCGAGCUGGCACGCGGCGUUCGACGAGAAGACGGCUGACAAGAUGCAGCAUUUGAUCAAGAAGUACUCCGAAGCGUGCCGUUUGGUCGGCUCCGCGGUGGACGCCGCCAUCGUGAGCAAGGCUUCCGAUGUGGUGAUGGCCAUGGGCGCGACCAGGAGCGAGGCCCUGCUGCUGCGCCUGUGCAACAGCGACGGCAUGAAGCAGUACAACGCGGAGGAGAGGGACAUCAAGACGAGGGCCAUCAAGAAGGAGGCCCAGAGGUUUUCGAAGUGGGCCUCGAUCUUCCUGCCCAUCAGGCAGAGGGCCGCGGAGGCCAUGGAGCGCAA